Molecule: messenger RNA, 231 nt
Organism: Cetraspora pellucida
Lineage: Eukaryota; Fungi; Glomeromycota; Glomeromycetes; Diversisporales; Gigasporaceae
Source: the annotation of a GenBank genome assembly
AUGUCAAAAGGCCAAGCAGAAGCUUUAGAAAUAUCACCAAAUAAUGCAUAUGAUGAAGAUAUUGAGAACAUGCUUUACAAUGAAUCCCAAAACUAUAUAUAUAAUGGAGAUAAUGAUAACAUCUUUGGUACAAGUGUCAUGGAUAUUGAUUUGAAACAAAUGACAAUGACACAAGACCAGCUUGAACUUUAUAUGAGAAAAUAUAUAACUCAUCAAGCAUAUACAAAUUGA